AACUUCCCGCGACCGUAAAAUUUGCAUAAAAUUAUUAACGGUGCCAGCUGUAAAAGUUCCCGUUGCUAAUGUUUAAAGAACAUAUAUAUUUCUCGGAACAUGUCUUUCAUAGACAACAACAAGUCUAUAUAUACCAUAAAUACAUACGUAGAAAAUGAAAAGCAAAAUUCCAACGAGUGUUGUGAAACUUGUCGUCGUUUAAAACGAAAAGUUAACGAUCUGGAAGUUACUGUUGGGGAACUAGAAAAAACAGUUAAAGGCUUAGACCUGCGUCAAACCCAGCUGGAAAACACGGUUAAGGAAUUAAAGACAAAACAAACCGUUCCGAAUUCUACAGAGACAGAAAAAUAUUUUAAGGAUAGAAUUAAACAAUUAUUGGUUGCUGAAAAAGAUAAAUCAGGAGCACCAUCAAAAGAAAGUAAGUUUACAAGCACCAGCAAAAAUUCAGUAGUAAUGAUAUUUCAUAACAGAGAUUUCAAGGGCUCUGGAUUCGUCAUCCAUUCAGAUGAAGUUAUGAGUGAUAAUGUUGAACUGAAAUCAUAUUUGUGUGUUGUUACAUCCAAACAUGUUGUCUGCACGGCCCCUGGAGAAAAAACUGAAAGGACAUCGCUUUGUGGCCUUAAAGUGCAGAAUGGUGAUUGGUCAAUUGGUAUAUUGGAAGUAGUUAAAGUUAUACCUGACACUGUUGCAGAUGUUUCUCUCUUGCUAGUGAAAAAAGGUUCUUAUCAUUACGAACCACUACGUUUGUGUGGUAAAAAUUCUAUGCCUAAAUGGAGAGACAAGAUCACAGUUAUAGGCACCAGUGACAUGCAUUCACCCAAUACGGUGACAGAAGGAGUUUUGAGCAAUAUGAAUCAACAGGUCAUGAACUUGCAAGAUGAUACACCAAUUUUCUCCUCGUUCAUUCAGUGUAGCAUGACUAUCAGGGAAGGGUUUUCUGGAUCUCCUGGCUUUGUAGAAUCUGGUGAAGUGAUGGGGAUGGUAAAAAGUGGUAAUGGUGCAAAUGAUCAAAACAGGACUGUUACCCUGGUACGUUUAGUAUCAUCAGAAAUUAUUAAAGAAGCAUUUAGCCGCCUUAAGAGUCGGAUUCUCAAUGCUCUUCAGGAUUUAAAAAAAUCAACAUAAAACUUGGUCAUCCACUGUGUUAACUACAUUGGAGAUUAAUAUUUUAGUUUGUUUAUAUUUUAGUAGUAUUGCUUCAAUUUUUUUUAUCAAUUUUUAAAUUUUAUUGCGUAUCUGUGCGGAAGUGGUUAGCGUGUCUGUCUCCAGUCCUCAGGACACAGAUUCGAGGCUGGUCGCUUCCGUCUUUGUGGGCAUGUGUGUCCUUGGGUAAGACAAUUAACAGCAAUUGCUAAAACCCCAUUAUCUAUUAUUGGUGGUUAAAAUUGUAAGUCAUAGCUUCAUAAAAUAAAUAUCCGAAAAAAGUAA
This is a messenger RNA of Ciona intestinalis (vase tunicate), 1428 nucleotides long. RefSeq lists its product as uncharacterized. The record is from RefSeq and is a predicted model, not a curated record. Lineage: Eukaryota; Metazoa; Chordata; Ascidiacea; Phlebobranchia; Cionidae.